Molecule: messenger RNA, 1020 nt
Organism: Torulaspora globosa
Lineage: Eukaryota; Fungi; Ascomycota; Saccharomycetes; Saccharomycetales; Saccharomycetaceae
Gene: NDJ1
Product: Ndj1p
Exons: 1
Coding region: 1-1020 (339 amino acids)
Source: RefSeq, a predicted model, not a curated record
AUGACGGCUCCACAGGCGGUAAGUUCAGUUGCUUUGGUCAAGAUAAAAGUGGAAAAUCCGGCCGAGCCGGUUUCUCUCCCACCAGCGGAGUUCUACGAUAGCAUAACCUCUAGCAAAGUAGCAGAUUCUCCUAGCUGCUGCUUUAUAUUGUACUGUAUGAAUAAGGUUCAGUUGGAGGUUGAGGUGGAAAACGGCAAUGACAAUCCGUUUGAGCUUUUCAAGGAUUGCUAUAAGCGUAUCAAGAGAAUGAGACGUGGCCAACAACUGCAGAGGUAUUUCUCGGUAAGCAGCUUGAGGAGCCCCCUCGCGCAAGAUUUGGGAGAUCCCUGGGAUGGGACGACCGUACUGAAAAGUGAGAGCGACGGCCAAGUGCCGGCAGCCUCAGAGAUGUCGAUUUACCCACAGAUUCUGAGGUUCCACAGGUUUAACUCUCCGAUAGACACCGAGAAGCACUUGAAAGCGUAUCUUAUUCGUUUCCAGUUGGUCCUGGAGAAGUUCAGCUCAGGUAAUUUGUGUCAGCUCUAUGUCAACUGGCUGAAAUUGAUCGAGUCGUAUGUGGAACUGGUCUUUCGUGACCUUAUAGUCAAGUGGUGCCAAUAUCUACAUUCGAUACGAGCUGCUGGCCAGCGGCGCAGCAUGAAGGCUUCAUUGGAGACGCUGUUGCCUAAAAUCUGCAAUCGAUUUUGGAGGCUAUACUUUGCGUUUCACCAUUGCAUACGUAAAUCCAUUGGAUCUCUUACUACCCUCCUGUCGAGACGUGCAGCCACCCUUAAUCCAAAGUCACAUCAAAAGACCGGCUCUAAAACGACGUUCGGAUUAUGGCUAGAUUCAAUCAACGGAAUAUUGAUUUUCGGUAAUGGUAUAGUGUCUCCUGCUGCGGACGCUGACUCACAGGGCGCGCAUGUGGCUCCUGUUUGCGGUAUCUGUCUGGAUACGGUGGCCCCGGAUACCACUACAAAGAGGCUGAUUUUGUUCCUGAAUUUCGCCAUCGUAGAAUGCUUCAUAAAUGAAAUCGAUUAA